AUUUGCAAUCUGUGCAGGCAACAGUGAAGCCCACCUGUAGGUGCUGGCUGCUGGCUGCGUGCUCCUGUGUUCAUGUAGGGUGUUAACAUGGCUGCAUUCCCUGGACUUAUUUUAUGGUUUGGAUGUGCUCCCAAACUGUGCGCCCUGAAGCUUAGUGUCCUGACAUCUGACAGGCCUCCAUUAAAGGGUUUGAUUAGCAGACAGGCUCUUCCAUUGUGAAUCUUCAUCUGAGGUUCUCUGCCCAGUGGGUUUCAGAGCAAUGGCCACGGAGGAGAAGAAGCCUGAGACGGAGGCUGCAAGAGCCCAGCCCACCCCCUCCUCAUCUGCCACACAGAGCAAGCCCACACCUGUUAAACCAAACUAUGCUCUGAAAUUCACUCUGGCUGGCCACACGAAAGCUGUGUCCUCUGUGAAGUUCAGCCCCAAUGGAGAGUGGUUGGCAAGUUCAUCUGCUGAUAAACUCAUUAAAAUUUGGGGAGCAUAUGAUGGGAAGUUUGAGAAGACCAUCUCUGGUCACAAGCUGGGAAUAUCGGACGUAGCCUGGUCAUCAGAUUCCAAUCUCCUUGUUUCUGCCUCCGAUGAUAAAACCUUGAAGAUCUGGGAUGUGAGCUCGGGCAAGUGUCUGAAGACAUUGAAGGGGCACAGUAACUACGUCUUCUGCUGCAACUUCAACCCGCAGUCCAACCUCAUCGUCUCAGGGUCUUUUGAUGAAAGUGUGAGGAUAUGGGACGUGAAAACGGGGAAGUGUCUCAAGACGCUGCCAGCUCACUCGGAUCCAGUCUCAGCUGUCCAUUUUAAUCGAGAUGGAUCCUUGAUAGUUUCAAGUAGCUACGACGGUCUCUGCCGCAUCUGGGACACCGCCUCUGGCCAGUGCCUGAAGACCCUCAUCGAUGAUGAUAACCCCCCGGUGUCCUUUGUGAAGUUCUCUCCGAAUGGCAAAUACAUCCUGGCUGCCACACUGGACAACACGCUGAAGCUCUGGGACUACAGCAAGGGCAAGUGCCUGAAGACAUACACUGGGCACAAGAAUGAGAAGUACUGCAUUUUUGCCAAUUUUUCUGUGACUGGCGGGAAGUGGAUCGUGUCUGGCUCUGAGGACAACUUGGUGUACAUCUGGAACUUGCAGACCAAGGAGAUCGUCCAGAAGCUGCAGGGACACACAGAUGUUGUGAUCUCCACGGCUUGUCACCCGACAGAGAACAUCAUCGCCUCGGCUGCACUAGAAAACGACAAAACCAUUAAGCUGUGGAAGAGUGACUGCUAGGUCCCCGGUGCCACAGGGGCUGUCAGGAUGCUGACCCUGAUGGGCAAGAAACAUGGUGUGGCAGAGGAGCCCAGUUCAGGCCUGAGGUGGCCGAGGGGAAGUGCGUGCCACCAGAAGGUUCUCGAGGUCGCGGUGACACUUCCUGCCGGCUCUGCGCUGUCUGGGAGGAGAUCCCAGUCUGUUGUGCUCAGAGAGAGGCAACAAAAUUUUUAAUUUUUUAUUACAAGAGUGAAGUUCAAUUUAUCAUGGGUUGUGUUUUUCAGUAAUUGUUCUGUACAUUUUUGAUAUUUUACUACCCAGUGCGAGCGCUGUGAUCAGUCCCCGCUGGAGGCUGGGACCCGGACCACCUCCCUGGCCUUUCCCAUCCUCACCUGUCACAGGGUGUCCUCACACCACAGCUCUGCCUGUCCGUCAGUCCCUGCCUGUUGUAGUUCCCAGCGCGUUUCCAAGUCUCCUGGAAAGUGCAGCGUUGUAAGGUUGCCCCCUGUGAAGGUCGUCCCGUGUUAGGAGUCGGGCGGUGGCCUGGCUGCAGUGUUCUGCUUCGUGCCAGGCCCGGCGCUCACACUGCUGCCCACGAGCUGUAAUAAAAGGCGGGAUUUUGUAUACACUUGUCCACAGCGUUCUGAUGUGAAGCUCGUCUCCUGGAGGAGGGCAGGAGUUUAAAAGGGGCUUUCUCCCCAGCCCCUGCCGCUGCCUCCUGUCUGAAGGCCGCCGUCCCUGUGGCGUGCUGUGGUGGGAGGGGAGCUCAGUUGUCAUGGAGCCAAGUUCUGGAGCGGCCUGCUUGGCAGGAGGCGCCUGAGCUUCUGCAGACGGGUUGGUCUCAGGCCCACUCGUGUCGGGGGGAGGGCAGGUGGCCUGAGCACCAGCAGGUCAGCAGCCCCAGAAGGCACAGCCUCCUCCCUUGGUGGCCUCUGCAGCCAGCUCCUCAGGGGUGCUGGGUGUAGCCCCUUCCAGUCCCUGCCCCAGCUGGAGCCUUUGUAGCAAUCUGGCAUUUUGGUGGUCAGGUCUGGUGAGGUGGUGGCUGAGCUCAGAACCUCAGAGCUGUCACAGCUGCUGCCUCGCUGUGCUCUUGGGGAACCUGAUACUGAGCAGGUGGAUGCAGGGGUUCAGACCCAGGUCUGCAGGACUGGGUGGAGGGCACGUCCCCUCACCCGUGUGCCCCAACCACAGCAUGUGGUGCUGGGGAAGCCUGCCAGAUUGGGGUCUGUAGAUGCCUCACCUGGACAGGCCUGGGAGAGAGAGUUAGGGAUUGUCUGGAGGGCCAGUGGAUCAAUCUGCUGUCCCCAGCAGGCCCAUGGGGAUCCUCCAGUGGCAGCUGACAAACAGGGUGAGGUAAAAAUCCUAGAAGGCAUCAGGAAGGAAGCUUCCUGCAGUUUCUGUCUCCUCUGCAAGGACAUGAGCACAGGGUUACCUGUUCACGGAGCCCACUGCUGCAGACGAGGGUGGCUUCCAGCGCCGGCUCUCAGCCCUGAGCCUGCCACUGCUUGGCCGUCACCAGAGGCUCCACCUGGCAUUGUGGCCGUGCUGCUGAGGCACUUACUGAGGGGGAGGAGGGCCUGCCGGCUCCUGGGCAGAGGAGGAGCUUGCUCUGCUGAACGCUGUAUUCCUGAAUAUAGUUUAUUUUUUCUACAGUUGAAUUCUGUUGUAGAUUUAUGUAAAAAUACACCUCUUUUUGAAAAUAAAGAUUUUCAUGUCUUGUAA
Messenger RNA from Sciurus carolinensis (gray squirrel), 2965 nucleotides. It is a transcript of the gene Wdr5, whose product is annotated as WD repeat domain 5. Lineage: Eukaryota; Metazoa; Chordata; Mammalia; Rodentia; Sciuridae. The record is from RefSeq and is a predicted model, not a curated record. Gene Ontology annotation, molecular function: histone binding. Gene Ontology annotation, cellular component: Set1C/COMPASS complex. Bases 260 to 1264 code for a protein of 334 amino acids. The transcript has 14 exons.